GCAUCUUUUUUACACUUGUUAAUCUCGGAAGCUCAGAGACGACGAAACAGAAAGGAGGGCGUUUACAUUUCUUUGCAGGGAAGUCGAUAACAUAACAUGAAAAUAAGGUCGUCUUUCGUUUUUUAGUUAAUGUAGCCUUUCAGUUCUUGGUCACCACGAGUGCCGAGUGUUGUCGUGCUACAAUAAUCUCAUAGAAAGCUGAGACCUCAGCUGCGGUGCUUUUUACUGUUUACUUGAUUGCCCAGCAAUCUCGUGUUGCACGCGAUUCCGAUGAUUGCGCAGCACCCCGUCAAAAAUACAACAUAAUAAGCUUCAACGGUGUACCAUUAGCGGGAUUAAUUUGCUAUGAUUACCAAGUGUUUUAAAAUGUGCCCGCUGUGGCCCUUACAUAUCAUCCUGCUCUACGUCUUGUGUGUGGCGCCGCUGCUGUUGAUGGCUCAGCAUGUCCAUGUUAGUAAACCAAAUCAGCAGCCCAAACAGUUGAAAGUGGCCUUCGGCCCGGAAAUGAGCGAGAAAAUCACCGAAGGCGAGACCAAGAUUAUUGAAUUCCAGAUCGCCAAUAUGGAUAACUUUGAAGACAGAGGAUCAUUAGAAGUUGAAGUGUCAUCGGUUCAUCCAGAUAUAGCUUCCGUCCAAUAUGUUGGAGACACAAAGGAUUUUUCGCCCAACACCAACUGGACCGGUAGCUUCAACUUAACCGCCCGUUUUUUGGGUUAUACCCAAGUAGUUGUCAGGUUAUGGGGAAAUAUUUCCAUCAAUCGAGUUGCUGGCAAAGAGGUUGUUGCCCAGUCUGAACCUGCGAAAGUGGCUGUAAUUCGUGCCCAUAGAGCCGUUGACAAGGCAUUCAUCUACACCAUUGCAAUUCUCGUAUCAGUGGCUUUUAUCAACAUGGGCUGCAUGCUGGACUUAGACAUUGUCAAGGCAACGCUAAAGAAACCAAUUGGACCAGCUAUCGGCUUUUGUUGCCAAUAUAUUUUUAUGCCUUUGUGUGCUUACGGAUUGGCCAAACUCUUGUUGGCGAAUAAUGUGGCCCUUCAGUUGGGCUUGUUUGUCACUGGAUGUAGUCCAGGAGGUGGGGGUUCUAACUUGUGGACCUACAUCUUGGGAGGCAAUCUUCAUCUCAGCGUUACCAUGACGUUUCUUAGUACUUUAGCAGCAUUUGCUAUGAUGCCGUUCUGGACCAUGACACUUGGUCGUUUAAUUUUUGCGGAAGGCCAUAUCGUCGUGCCUUACCGCAACAUUGCUACUUUAGCCGGUGGGCUAGUUAUUCCGUUGAUGGUUGGUCUGUUGAUUCGUCGCCUUUUCCCCAGGGUUGCAGAUUGCUUAGCCAAAGCACUGAAACCUCUUGCUGGCAUAUUUAUUUGCGUAAUUGUUGUGUUUGGCAUUUACGCCAAUCUGUAUAUGCUUCAGCUAUUAGAUUCUAUGGUCAUGUUAUCUGCAAUGUGUUUGGUUCUUCUUGGCUAUGCCUUUGGCGGGACGGCAGCUGCUAUUUUGCGUCAAUCCUGGUCUGAUGCCCUUACGAUUGCCGUCGAAACGGGUAUCCAGAACACUGGAAUCGCCAUCUUUAUUUUACGCGUUACGCUGGACCAACCUGAGGCGGACAUUAACACAGUGGUUCCAGUUGCCGUGGCUAUAAUGACACCUAUCCCACUGGUUAUUCUCUGGGUGCUGCAGAAAUGUGUGCUGUCACGUUUCGGAAUUUGCGUGGUGCCAAAUCCGGAUGAGAAGAUCUGCCCCGUCGCUUGCAUCGAAGACGGACCGCAGCACAACAGUGCGAGUGUCGAAAAACUUCUCCCUAACAACAAUGAGUUGCCUGUGAAUUGGCAGUUCAAUACAUUAAAUACCGCGACCACCAGUCAACCAAAGAUUCGGAUCGACGAAAUUCGUGGGAGACGUCUAGCUAUUUUCGAUGAGGAACACAAGAGACAACAAGCUUUAAUCCCACGUUUGGAGAAAGUAGAAGUCACGUAUGAAGGAUGGAACGAUGAAAAAACUACUCUUAUUAUGAAUAAAGGAGUCUCUACUCCAUACAAUUGUGCCCAACAUAUCAAUGAACAAUUGUUGAAGAGGUCAGUUGUUGCUGAGGUCAAUGGAGAAAUUUGGGAUAUGCACCGUGCUAUACCAGCUGAUUGUACAUUAAAGCUGUUACAUAUGAAACCAGAAGAUCCACACCAAGCAACACUAGUCAAUAAAGCGUUUUGGCGUAGCUGCAGUUUCCUGUUAGGAGCUGUUGUUGAAAGUGCAUUUCAAGAUGAAAUUUCUGUUUGCCUUCACAGCUUUCCACCUGCUAAUGUACGAAGUGGAAGUUUUGUACAUGAUGUGCAACUGAACCUUAGUGAUUGGGUCCCUAGCCAGAAUGAUCUUCGACAGAUAGCGGCGUCCUUUCAGAAGUUUGUGAGGCAAGAUCAUGUUUUUCAACGGUUGGAUGUUGAUUCUUCCGUGGCAUUGAAAUUGUUUGAAGAUAACGCUUUCAAAGUCGAACAAAUCCCACAUAUUGCCACGAAGUCUAGUACAGGCCGUUCUGUUACCGUUUAUAGAGUCGGUGAUCAUAUCGAUAUCAGCCGCGGACCCAUGAUCGCAUCAUCCUCCUUGGUUGGUCGGUGUUCUAUAGCUUCGAUUCAUAAGCUAAAUUCCAAACUUUACCGCUUCCAAGGAGUUGCCCUGCCGUCAGAAAUUCAUAUAAACCACUUUGCUUUUGGAAUUCUCGAGUCCCGUGCACGAAAAUUGAAUCCGGCAAGGACUCCUGAGCUGAAAUCGAACUAAUGAGAAACCGACGUGGAAGGAUCGUGAUUGUCUUGGAUGCGGCCAAGAACGUAUAGUUGAUAACUGGCAAUGUAUUUUCAUUGAUAAUAAAAGCAAUAAGCUAAUGUGGAUAAAGACAAUGUCCUAGAUGUCUUCAGAAAAUCGUGCUUGAUCGAUGUUAUGGUGGGAUACGGAUCCAUUCGCUACGCAUAAAGUUGACUUACAAACGUUUUGAAUCACAUUGAUUGACAUACAUCUAGGUGCUCGCGCAA
Daphnia carinata is the source of this 3014-nucleotide messenger RNA. RefSeq lists its product as uncharacterized. Lineage: Eukaryota; Metazoa; Arthropoda; Branchiopoda; Diplostraca; Daphniidae. Bases 346 to 2763 code for a protein of 805 amino acids. Gene Ontology annotation, cellular component: membrane. The transcript is spliced from 14 exons. The record is from RefSeq and is a predicted model, not a curated record. Gene Ontology annotation, molecular function: nucleotide binding.